UUUGUAUUCCAUGCGUAGAGGUCAUAUUUCGUGUCCUGUCCUGGUACCGGUUUUGUUUCCCAAUUUGCAAAAGAAAACUGUAUCAACCGUACCUGGUCGAUAAUUCGAAACGAUAGCUAAUAAUACUGUAAAUAAUGACAGGGUUGAAAAAAAUAAAUAAACUGAUUACCGAUAAGCAGUACGCUGAAGCCCUGGCUGGUUUGAACGAUCUCAAUAUCAGUCUUGUCAGCUACGAUGAUUUCCAACAGGAAUCAACGGAAAUAUACAAUAACUUUUUGGCAUGCUGUCCAGCGGAAGACGAAACACAAGCAAAAGUGGCCAUCAAAUGUCUCAAUUUGUUGAAACGAUCUUGUGCCUUGGGAGAAACCUUCCAGAAUGAGAUAAUUUCCAAGGAGUCAUUUAUAAUUAAAAUAAGAGAAAUAUUACAGGACCAUCAAGCAAGCGAAAGCGUUCGCAUAAACUGCCUUCAGCUUUUGGCAAACCUCUGUGUUCAAAAUAAAUCUAAUCAGGAAACAAUUCUCAAGGAGUUUAAAGAUUUUUUACUCAAAAGUAUAGAAGACAACACGAGCUAUACCAAUGCCUCGACUAUGAUAGUCUAUAACUCGUUCAUCUACAAGAGCGAGAUCGGCCUCAGUGCCCAAGAACUGCUGGAGGUAUUAUUGGCCAAUGUAGAAAAGAAUAGAACUGACCAGUCGGAAGUACCUGAAUUUGUAAGCAUCUUUCUAGAGUAUCUUAUGUGCGAAAGUAACGAAAUCGUUGAUCAAUAUGACAAAAUUUCCAACGAAAAGCGAAUCUUAUUUUUGCACUAUCUUACCGAAUAUAUCCGGUAUGAUAACCGUCGAAACAGACCUCUGACUCAAGACUUGUUCAAGCAUUUGCUGACAAAUUUUAAACGGAAGUCGGAUGAAAUUUUGAAAACUAAUGAAGAUACGAAAAUGGAGUUAGGUGAUGUUGAGGAGGUUUUCACCCUGCUAGCAUUGCUGUCCGACUGCACGUGUGUUGAACCAUACGGAUCAUUUCUCCGACAGGAUGGAUCCCUGUUUCUCAACAUGGGCUGUUUGCUGCGGCUAUUACAAAAAAGGGGAAAAAGUGAAGACGAAAACAUGUUUACACCGAUCCAGAAGGUGGAAGAAAUCCUUAAAAUUCGACAAGGUACUAGCGAGCUGAACAUCGAACAGGAAAUAUCCUUUUCGCUCAAAUCAUCCUUGGUCAAAGCGCUCGCUAACCUUUCUUACAAAAACAAAAAGAACCAGAACUUGGCCCGGGAAAUGGAAAUCAUGAGUGCCAUCCUAGAUUGUACGAACCUGGACGCUCGUAAUCCUUUCAUUCAAGAGUGGAGCAUUCUUGCUAUAAGAAAUCUUUGCGAAGAAAAUCCGGAAAAUCAACAAUUCAUUGCAUCUUUGACUAAAAUAGGAGACGCUCCGAAUUCUUCGUUAACAGCUGAUUUCACUACCGGUACGGGAGGAACCAUUCGGAUCAGUGCAAGUUCAAGUUCACCGGCGACAUCCACAUCCCGUGGACAGUAAAUUUAUUUUACAAUAAAAAUCAAUUGUUCAGUCAAUACCACAAA
Uranotaenia lowii is the source of this 1570-nucleotide messenger RNA. Its product is annotated as ataxin-10. Bases 135 to 1526 code for a protein of 463 amino acids. The transcript is spliced from 4 exons. Gene Ontology annotation, cellular component: cytosol. NCBI's taxonomy places the organism in Eukaryota, Metazoa, Arthropoda, Insecta, Diptera, Culicidae. Gene Ontology annotation, biological process: neuron projection development. The record is from RefSeq and is a predicted model, not a curated record.